This is a messenger RNA of Fusarium sp. VM40, 1401 nucleotides long. The record is from the annotation of a GenBank genome assembly. Lineage: Eukaryota; Fungi; Ascomycota; Sordariomycetes; Hypocreales; Nectriaceae.
AUGUCAAACCCUACUGCGACAGCUUUCCCCUGGGAGUGUAGAGACAAGGAGGAUCAGGCCAGGGCUGCCUUCAACCAGCCUCUUCGCCGUGCCAAUCAGUCUCUCACAGAAGAGAACAUGAGGUUGAAACGUAUUCUGCGCGACAAUGGCAUCUCCUGGUCUCCCAUCGCCCUGAGCCAUAUGCAGCAGUCCAAUCCUUUGAAGCGUAAGACCCGAUCUUCCAUGACCGCCCAGGAGCUUGGUCACCCAUAUCUCCCUAUGGAGGUCAUUCUCCGUAUUUUGAAGUUUGCUAUGAAAUCCUCUGAACCGAUUGUCGAUCCCUUGUCCCCCCUUACACCUGGAAACCUGUCGGACAAGGAAAAAACGCAGGGCAACCAGAUUGCAAUCAACUUCCUUGCCACAUGCAAAGCACUUCAUGUCGAAGGUACCCGAUACCUGUGGGAGUCAAACCACUUUACUUUCACAACUCCUCAAGCUGUCCGUAGCUUUGCCGAUCUUCCCGCCAAAUUUCGACAAGGUAUCACUCAUGUCAACUUUCGUGUCAUCGCACGAUACUAUGAUGAUCAACCUCGUCGUCGACAUAAGCUUGAUCGCUGCUAUCACUCCGAUCUGAAAAAAGACCAUAUUUUGAAGGUCCAGCAGCGUCCAACCGAGUCCCCCCUUAUUCGUGGAGGGUUUCGGUGCUACACCUGGAACCAGAUUGUCGACUUCCUCGAGGGACUUCGUGCGCCCUUCGACCCGAGUUACCGAAACAGGAAGCAGCCGCGACCCCGAAUGCUACCCUCUCUUAUUUCUCUACGCGUUGACCUUGUGAAUUUCUCAGACACCCUUCUCCCAUUUUCCGGGUCCGAACUACACGACAUUUGCUCCCAUGAGCUUGGCUGCACACUGAAUGAACUCCAGGUCACAGGUAUGCCCUUUGAUGACACUGGCAUGAAGGCUUCUGCCGAAAUGAGUGGCAUGCUCAAGGACGAAGGUUUGUACCUCGAUGGCCCGGCUUCGUACAUGGCACACUCCAAGGAUCUUCAGCCUCUAUCCGGAAAGAAAUGGUGCGCUAGGGUGAUCCGAGCUUGGAAGGCCAAGGACAAUGAAGACGAAGAUAGUGAAAACGACUCUGAUACUGUACACGGCCAUUCUCACAGUCAUGCUAGACUCGGAGCACUACCUCCUGCACCAAACGAAGAAGGACACCCACCUUCGACCCGCGACGAAGAAUCAGUCAUCUGGAAGCGAGUCCCCGUAUCGCGUGACAACGAGAAGCGCGAUUGGGUUCAAUUUUCACGAUUUAGUGGUUACGAAAUCAGUGACGUCGAUUGGGACAGCGACGAAGAGGGAAUUUGCCCCUGCUGUGGAGAAUCCCACCCAGGCUCGUCCUUCCUGGAGUACCUGAUGGAUGAAUGA